Molecule: messenger RNA, 3450 nt
Organism: Chinchilla lanigera (long-tailed chinchilla)
Lineage: Eukaryota; Metazoa; Chordata; Mammalia; Rodentia; Chinchillidae
Gene: Ptpn4
Product: protein tyrosine phosphatase, non-receptor type 4 (megakaryocyte)
Exons: 28
Coding region: 372-3263 (963 amino acids)
Biological process (GO): protein dephosphorylation
Cellular component (GO): cytoplasmic side of plasma membrane; cytoplasm; cytoskeleton
Molecular function (GO): cytoskeletal protein binding; protein tyrosine phosphatase activity
Source: RefSeq, a predicted model, not a curated record
GGGGCCGGGAGAAAUUUGGAUUUGGCUGAAGGGUCAGAGGUUUGGGGCCAGGUCCCCCGCCCCGAGCUCCCCUCCCCCACGGCACUUUGGGGGUGUGGAUUAUCUCAUCCCGGCCGGGAGGUGGGAGCGGGCGCCGGCUGCCCGCCUCCCGCCGCCUCCCGGCGCGCUGGCCCGCGGCAGCCCCGCAGUAUGAGGUGGUGCUGGCGGCUCGGGGCCGUGGCGCGGCCGCUGCGGCGGCUGCUCGGGGGGCGCUGAGGGAGCCCCCCGGAGUGGCGCGGCGGACACGCUUCUUCCCGGCGUGCCGGGGCCUCCAAGCUUAUUCUCCAGCCGAGAGGACGCGGCUGUGAUACGAAGAUUUUGUGUGGACAGUAAUGACCUCACGUUUCCGAUUGCCUGCUGGCAGAACCUACAAUGUACGAGCAUCAGAGUUGGCCAGAGACAGACAGCAUACAGAGGUGGUUUGCAACAUUCUUCUUCUGGAUAACACUGUCCAAGCUUUCAAAGUUAAUAAGCAUGAUCAGGGGCAAGUUCUGUUGGAUAUAGUCUUUAAGCAUCUUGAUUUGACUGAGCGAGACUAUUUUGGUUUGCAGUUGGCUGAUGAUUCCACAGAUAACCCACACCUGGGGCAUGAAGUCCUGCAGGAAGCCACAGAGCUCGUGGAACAGACCCUUUACAUCCCCUCUGCCUCGGAGAGGCUUGCUAUGAAGAGGUGGCUGGAUCCAAACAAACCAAUAAGGAAGCAGUUGAAGAAAUUGCUUUUAUUAUUUCUAGGAGGAUCUCCUCACAGUUUGAACUUUAGAGUCAAAUUUUUUGUAAGUGACCCCAACAAGUUACAAGAAGAAUAUACAAGGUACCAGUAUUUUUUGCAAAUAAAACAAGACAUUCUUACUGGAAGAUUGCCCUGUCCUUAUAAUACUGCUGCCCUUUUAGCUUCAUUUGCUGUUCAGUCUGAACUUGGAGACUAUAAUCAGUCAGAAAAUUUUCCAGGCUACCUCUCAGAUUAUUCUUUCAUUCCUAAUCAACCUCAAGAUUUUGAAAAAGAAAUCACAAAAUUACAUCAACAGCAUACAGGCUUAUCUCCUGCAGAAGCAGAAUUUAAUUACCUAAAUACAGCACGUACCUUAGAACUCUAUGGAGUUGAAUUCCACUAUGCAAGGGAUCAAAGUAAUAAUGAAAUUACGAUUGGAGUGAUGUCAGGAGGAAUUCUGAUUUAUAACAACAGGCUCCGAAUGAAUACCUUUCCAUGGUUGAAGAUUGUAAAAAUUUCUUUUAAGUGCAAACAGUUUUUUAUUCAACUUAGAAAAGAAUUGCACGAAUCUAGAGAAACACUGUUGGGAUUUAAUAUGGUGAAUUACAGAGCAUGUAAAAACUUGUGGAAAGCAUGUGUAGAACAUCACACAUUCUUCCGUUUGGACAGACCACUUCCACCUCAAAAGAAUUUCUUUGCACAUUAUUUUACACUAGGUUCAAAAUAUCGGUACUGUGGGAGAACUGAAGUCCAGUCAGUUCAGUAUGGCAAAGAAAAGGCAAAUAAAGACAGGAUAUUUGCAAGAUCCCCAAGUAAGCCAUUGGCACGGAAAUUAAUGGAUUGGGAAGCAGUAAGCAGAAAUUCAAUAUCUGAUGACAGGUUAGAAACCCAAAGCCUUCCAUCACGAUCUCCACCUGGAACUCCUAAUCAUCGAAAUUCUACAUUCACACAAGAGGGAACCCGAUUACGACCAUGUUCCGUUGGUCAUUUGGUAGACCAUGUGGUUCACACUUCCCCAAGUGAAGUUUUCGUGAGUCAGAGAUCUCCAUCAUCAACACAAGCUAAUAGCAUCGUUCUGGAAUCUUCACCUUCACAAGAGACUCCUGAAGAUGGGCAGCCUCCAGCUUUACCACCCAAACAAUCUAAGAAAAACAGUUGGAACCAAAUUCAUUAUUCACAGUCUCAACAAGAUCUGGAAAACCAUACUGAUGAAACAUUUGAUGUUCCCUCUUCCCCUGAAAAGUCUACUCCUAAUGGUGGUGUUCCACAAGAUAAUCUUGUUCUAAUCAGAAUGAAACCUGAUGAAAAUGGAAGAUUUGGAUUCAAUGUAAAGGGAGGAUAUGACCAGAAGAUGCCUGUAAUUGUGUCCCGAGUAGCACCAGGAACACCUGCUGACCUCUGUGUCCCUCGAUUGAAUGAAGGGGACCAAGUUGUACUGAUCAAUGGUUGGGACAUUGCAGAACAUACCCAUGAUCAAGUUGUCCUUUUUAUCAAAGCUAGCUGUGAGAGACAUUCUGGGGAACUUGUGCUUCUAGUUCGACCUAAUGCUGUAUAUGAUGUAGUGGAAGAAAAGCUAGAAAAUGAGCCAGACUUCCAGUACAUUCCUGAGAAAGCCCCACUGGAUAGUGUCCAUCAAGAUGACCAUUCCUUGCGGGAAUCGAUGAUCCAGCUAGCUGAGGGGCUUAUUACUGGAACAGUUCUGGCACAGUUUGAUCAACUAUAUCGGAAGAAACCUGGAAUGACAAUGUCUUGUGCCAAAUUACCUCAGAAUAUUUCCAAAAAUAGAUACAGAGAUAUUUCGCCUUAUGAUGCUACACGGGUCAUUUUAAAAGGUAAUGAAGACUACAUCAAUGCAAACUAUAUAAACAUGGAAAUUCCUUCUUCAAGUAUUAUUAAUCAGUACAUUGCUUGUCAAGGACCAUUACCACACACUUGCACAGAUUUUUGGCAAAUGACUUGGGAACAAGGCUCCUCCAUGGUUGUAAUGUUGACCACACAAGUUGAACGUGGCAGAGUUAAAUGUCACCAGUAUUGGCCAGAACCCACAGGAAGUUCAUCCUAUGGAUGUUACCAAGUCACCUGCCACUCCGAAGAAGGAAACCCUGCCUAUAUCUUCAGGAAGAUGACACUAUUUAACCAAGAGAAAAAUGAAAGUCGUCAACUCACUCAGAUCCAGUACAUAGCUUGGCCUGACCAUGGAGUCCCUGAUGAUUCAAGUGACUUUUUGGACUUUGUUUGUCAUGUACGAAAUAAAAGGGCCGGAAAAGAAGAACCUGUUGUUGUUCACUGCAGUGCUGGCAUUGGAAGAACCGGGGUUCUUAUUACUAUGGAAACAGCCAUGUGUCUCAUUGAAUGCAAUCAGCCAGUUUAUCCUCUAGACAUUGUAAGAACAAUGAGAGAUCAACGAGCCAUGAUGAUCCAAACACCUAGUCAAUACAGAUUUGUAUGUGAAGCUAUUUUGAAAGUUUAUGAAGAAGGCUUUGUUAAACCUUUAACACCAUCAUCAAAUAAAUAAGAAAACAAAAGUUCUGGGAUAUGUGUUGGAAAACUGCUUUUCAUUAUAUUCACUGUGCCAUUGCACCGCUCACAGGAAAUGGCAUCUCAUUAAAAAAAAAAAAAAUGAAGAACUCACAAAAACUUUGAAAACUUCAGCACUGUUGCACUUUAUGUUAAGAAAUAUGUCACUCUUUCAAAAUCUAUAA